Molecule: messenger RNA, 3165 nt
Organism: Calypte anna (Anna's hummingbird)
Lineage: Eukaryota; Metazoa; Chordata; Aves; Apodiformes; Trochilidae
Gene: QTMAN
Product: glycosyltransferase like domain containing 1
Exons: 13
Coding region: 513-1907 (464 amino acids)
Molecular function (GO): glycosyltransferase activity
Source: RefSeq, a predicted model, not a curated record
GGGGCGGGCCGGGACGCCGGCGCGUCGGUGCCGACGGUCUCCAGGCGGGAGUGAGGAGGAGGAGGAGGAGGAGAGCUCCUCUGGCCUGUUGUGCAGCCUGUGGGAAAGGGCAAGCUGGUGACCUUCCUCUGCUCCAGUUAUAACCUUUUUUAAAGGACUUCUUAACACCCUGCAUGGCAAACAAAACAGGAAUGCUAUCAGCUGGGAAAGUUGCACUUUUAUCAUCUCUCCAUUGGGUCAAAGUGGAUAGAACAGCUGGAAAAGAGUGCUGCUCACCUCUGAGAUCCACAGACAGGAUUCCCAAACUGUUUUGUUGAAGACAUCUGAAGCAGCAGAGCCCAGUUAUCUUACUGCUCCCAGCUUUGGAUGCAGGUUUCCAAGAGCUUCUCUGGAUGCCUAACUUGAUGGUUUUGCCAAAAAGGUUCCAGUGGUCAGAAUGACUGUAUAAGCCCUAUAUCUUUGGUACGAGCCAGAUCUUCACCAAAUCCAAAUAGAUCUGAAGUACUUGGAAGAUGAGUGUUCUCCUUAUUGAAGCUUUUUAUGGAGGCUCCCACAAACAGCUGAUGGAUCUUCUCCAGGAGGAGCUACAAGAGGACUGUGUCCUCUGUACACUCCCUGCCAAGAAGUGGCAUUGGAAAGCACGGACUGCUGCUCUUUAUUUCAUGCAAACAGUGCCCACAAGUACUAAUUACAGGAUCCUCUUUGCAAGCUCGGUGCUUAACCUGGCUGAACUCUCUGCCCUCCGCCCUGACCUUGCCAAAUUGAAAAAGGUCCUCUACUUCCACGAGAACCAGUUGGUGUAUCCUAUCCAGAAAUGCCAGGAAAGGGAUUUUCAGUAUGGAUACAACCAGAUUCUUUCAUGUUUGGUUGCUGAUGUCGUGGUGUUCAACUCUGCUUUUAAUAUGGAAUCAUUUCUUACAUCCAUUGGGAAAUUUAUGAAGCUGAUUCCUGACCACAGACCUAAGGAUUUGGAGAAAAUAAUCAGACCGAAGUGCCAAGUUCUUUAUUUUCCAGUCAGGUUUCCUGAUGUGAGCAGGUUCAUGCCAGAACAUAAGGUGGCCCGUUUGGAAAAGGCAUUUGGUGUUAAAAGAAAUGGAGAUGCUUAUCAAUUGGAGGAUCUGUCCAGCCAGCAGAAGAGCAGAGCUUUGGGAGGUUUAAUGAAAAACAGCAACGUGCAUCUUGAGUCUGGACUUUGUGAAGCCCAGCCUGGACUUUGUACCACACAGCACGACGGGCUGCCUUCCCCAUUGACAGCACUGGUGAGACUGGCUGAUUCUGAAGCAUCAGAAAGUACAGCCCUUUGUCAAGAAGAAGAUAAGCAACAUCUGACUUUUAACCUCUCUAAUAUCUUGAGUGGACUGGACUAUCAGCAGAGACCCUUGCACAUCGUUUGGCCUCACAGGUGGGAGCACGACAAAGAUCCUGAAACUUUCUUUAAAGUCCUGCUGAAACUGAAAGAGAAAGAUCUACCUUUUCAUGUGUCCGUCCUUGGAGAGACUUUCACUGAAAUUCCAGAUAUCUUUUCAGAGGCCAAAAAAGCACUGGGGUCUUGUGUCUUGCACUGGGGCUACUUACCCAGCAAAGAUGACUAUUUCCAGGCUCUCUGCUCGGCCGAUGUCGUCAUCUCGACAGCUAAACACGAGUUCUUCGGUGUGGCAAUGGUUGAAGCUGUAUAUUGUGGCUGUUACCCGCUGUGUCCCAAAGCCCUGGUUUACCCAGAGAUAUUUCCAGCUGAAUAUCUGUAUUCUACACCUGAACAGCUUUUUAAAAGGCUUCAGAAUUUCUGCAAGAGACCAGAUAUUGUAAGGAAACAUCUCUAUAAGGGCGAGACGGAUGGGUUUUCUUGGGCAGCACUCGGCGGUAAAUUCAGGUCUCUGCUUGCAGCAGAACCGAGGGAAGAUUUGUGACAGAUGGGGCUAAGUCACAAACUUGCAGCCUCAGGCAGAAUUGUGGAAGUUUCCAGAGUGUGCCCAUAUUUACCUGAUCAGAGAGAAAAGAAAAUCUGCAGAGGAAGCCGAGCCUGGCUGCUUGUCAUAGCUGACACAGAGCCAUCUGCCACAAACCUGUGGCGGCUUCAGAUCUCCAAUCCCUGCCACCACCCCAGCUCAAAUUAAAUACAGAUUCUUAGAGACGUUAUGAUGGUUACACAUGUCCUCGGCAUCACAUGCAGGAGACUGUUCAAAAAAAAAUAUGUGGCCUGUUGUAUAACCGCACUCAUGUAUCCCAUAUGUGGUGCCACAUUGAAUUUCCGGUUGAAUCUGUUUUCAUCCUUUGUACUGGAUGACAUGGUGCCUGAAUUCUUUCUUUUUGCCGACACGAUGGCAGCCAAGCUGCAGCUUCAAAAGCUCACACUUGGCUGAGUUUCUACCUAGGUUGCCAGGUUAUCAUUGGAGCCUUAUUGUGUCCUCAAAGGGCCACAGGGCCUGAAAGGAGGAUCCAAACGCUGCCGGACUAAUUGGGCAGCCAUCUUUGGGUUGUUUGGAGGCAAAGGGCUGCUUUAGCAUUUUUCUUUUCUUUUUCUUUUCCUUUUUUUUUUUUUUUCUUUUCUUUUUUUUUUUUUUUUUCAAAUUAAUGACUCUCUGGCACAGGGGUUUUUAAGUGAAGGUAUUAAUAAGGGGUCUGGCAGGUAAUCCCAUGAUUCGCGGAGUUACAUUUGCAUUUAAUUAAUCUUAAAGAAAGCUGAAAGAUAAACAGCUGUAAUUCAAACUAGCAUGGGAAAUAUGCUACAUGGUGCCAUCUAUCCGAUAAAAUGAAAGCCGAGACACUUGUUUUAUUUCUCACAAGGAUGGAGAACAAACAGAUAACAGUCAAAAUACUUCCAAUAAAAACCAGUAGUUUAAAUGUAACGGCAGUUCAUCAAGAAUCUUCGCAUCCAGUUACAAAUACAGUCUUUUAAAGAUAAAUCACUUAUGAUUCCAGCAGUCAAGCUGCUAUAUUUGUUGAUGUAAAAUGUUUUGAAGAUGGAGAUUGUACAAUAAAUUUUUAAUAAAGUGCCCACUGCAAUUUUUAAUUAGCAUAUCUCAUUCAUGUAUAAGUGUGUACAUCUAUCUGUAUGUUUAUCACUAUGCAUAUCCUUGUGUCAGAGUCAAUGAAUGCAAUUGUGUCUUUAUCUGAUGAAGUAGAAUCUGUUUUGCAAGUGAUAAUAAAACGUUAUGACAAUUCCAA